Messenger RNA from Medioppia subpectinata, 1878 nucleotides. Lineage: Eukaryota; Metazoa; Arthropoda; Arachnida; Sarcoptiformes; Oppiidae. The record is from the annotation of a GenBank genome assembly.
AUGUUAGCAGUAUUAAUACGGCACUCAUCACAAGCCGAUUGCGAUGUGAAUGAGUCGCGCAAAAUGGACGGCGCGAUGGCCCGACUGCUAACUAUUGGUAACUCCGGCCGACACUUUCCCGAAUCUAAAGGCCACGAUCUGAAACAGUACUGCAACGAAACAAAGACCCUGAUCGCACAAAUUGAAAGUUACAAAAAUAAAUGCCUUAAAGAUCUGGGAAAACAAGUGACGGGUGUUAUCGUGUAUUCGGUGAAAAACUCGGUCAGUCAACUGUGCAAACGGGACUCAAAAAGGUUGAACGAGCUAAUUAGCGCAGCACCCUGUAUGAAUCGGGGUUCGAACGAGAUCAAUAAAUGUUACACACGUUAUAUUGACGGAGUUAUGGGCGCCAAACACGCUGUGGAUAAGAAAAAGAUACCGCAUAAUUGUUGUGAAUAUUUUCGUAUAUUCGCCUGCUCUGAGACACGUAUGCGUAAAGUGAAGGGUUGUAAUGAACAACAGGUGGACGUAACACUUGAUUGGAUUCGCUCACUGUUUGGCAAUGUUAUCGAUUUAAUAUGCAGUGACUAUACAGAGGGGUCCGAUAAAUGUGCACAAUUAGACCCGGCAAACGCACCGGUAGUCCUAUGGCUGAACGGAGGGCCCGGUUGUAGUUCACUACUAGCCCUGGCCACUGAAAAUGGCCCAUAUCAUUUCAAACCCGAUGGUAAAACUGUUGAUCUAACUGAACAUAGUUGGAAUUCAGUGGCAAAUGUACUAUACCUGGAGUCACCGGCGGGAACCGGGUUUAGUUACGACGAUAAUAAUAACUAUACAAAUACCGAUGAGUCGACUGCGUUGGAUAACUACUUAUCGUUGGAAAGUUUUUUUGAAAAGUUCCCAAAACUCCGCAAAAAUGAGUUUUAUAUUACAGGCGAGAGUUAUGCCGGCGUUUAUAUACCGAUGUUAGCCAAUCAGAUAUAUCGACACAACUCGUCCAUCAAUUUGAAAGGUGCGGCGAUAGGAAACGGGCUAUUAUUAAAUAAAAAAUUUGAAGCCUUCGGUCAGCCCGAGUAUGACUACGCUUUAGGGCACGGAUUGAUUACUACUGAAGCCUAUGAGAAAAAGAUUGAGAGUUGCUGUGAGUGUACGGCCGGUGCCGUUCAGCACGAGUGCAAUUUUAACAAUCCGCCUAAUAAAACUAAAUGCGAUUUGGUACAAGUGGACACCGUCCAAAUCGCCAACCUGUACAACAUAUACAGCGAGUGUCCGCCUGACGUACUAAUGCAUCAGGUAUUUGACACAUACUAUAAGCCGGCAUUCAAGCGAAUUGGCCUUAACUACAACAUUAAGCCAAACAACGGGGUAAACACACCACCAAAAUGUGUCCGAACCGGUGUCACCGCGUAUAUGAACACCGAUGCGGUCAGAACGGCACUACACGUACGGCCGGGUAGUAAACGGUGGUCCACUAUCGACGGACCCUACGACCCAAUACACUACAUGACCCCACAGGCAGACACUGUUCAACAAUUGAUAAAUACGUAUAAAAUACCGAAACUUAUUGUAUAUAACGGCGACUUUGAUUCGGUGUGUAAUUUCAUUGGCGAUCAGAGGUUUGUCGAUAGUCUGGGCUUUAAAACCGCAGGUCAUUACAGGUAUGCCUUGGCUUUAGUUAUAACAAGGUUUGUCGAUAGUCUGGGCUUUAAAACCGCAGGUCAUUACAGGGAGUGGACAGUCGACGGCACAAGCGAUGGAGUGAUCGGCGGUUUUGUACAGAAUUAUGAAAAGGGGUUGAGUUUUGUUGUGGUUCGCGGCGCCGGACAUAUGGUGCCCACCGAUAAGCCCGAGGCAGCCAUUCAGAUACUUAAAGGGUUGCUGGGAUUAGCAAAACUAUAG